AUGAAGAUGUACAAGGCCGUCAUCCUCCCGACACUACUGUAUGGAGCGGAGACUUGGACGGUGUACGCAAAGCAGGCACGCCUUCUGAACCACUUCCACCUCAGUUGUCUUCGUCGCAUCCUGAGGCUGAACUGGCAGGAUCGAAUCCCCGACACUAAUGUGCUGGAACGGACGGGAAUCCUCAGCAUCCACGCCAUACUGAGGCAAAUGCAGCUGCGCUGGAGCGGCCACCUGGUGCGCAUGGACGACGAGCGACUACCCAAACGACUCUUCUACGGAGACGUCGCGACGGGUUCUCGCCGUCAAGGAGGCCAGAUUCGCCGUUACAAGGAUACCCUGAAGUCCUCCCUGAAACGCCUGCAAAUCAACCCCACCAACUGGGAGGAGCUCGCACUCGAUCGACCGACCUGGAGGAGGACAGUGAAGACAGGCGCUGCGAUCUACGAAGCCAACCGCAGCGCUGCCGCCAAAGCGAAACGUGAAGCCCGCAAAUCACAACUUCGCCCAGUACGCAACGCCGCCGCACAACCGCUUCCAACGUGUCCUCGAUGUCAACGGACAUUCCGGGCUCGAAUCGGACUUGUUGGACAUCUUCGGAUUAACUGCGCCUCUCGAACGGCACCAACCAUCGUCCCUCCGCCCGCCUCUUCCUCCUCCUCUCCGCCGCCAACUAACUCUGACAAUUCUUCUGACCCACCAUUUCCAUCACCACCACCACCAUCAUCAUCAUCAUCAUCAUCAUCAUCAGCAGCAGCAGCAUCAUCAUCCUCCUCCUCGCCCACUGCUCCUACGGCGGCUGCUCAGGCGACUGUCCCGCGCACAACAACCGACACUACCACCACCUCCCCCGACUCCAGCGAUGAGGAUCAGGACUACACCUGCCCUCACUGCAACCGUACCUUCACCUCACACAUCGGCCUGGUCGGUCACUUGCGAAUCCAUCGCACAGAGACUGGCGAACUAGUGCGUGAAGCACCAACCUACACCCACCGCACUCGCCUCCACUGCCCCCACUGUCCUCGCACCUUCAGGCAUCGCAUGGGCCUUUUCGGGCACAUGCGCAUCCACGAGAGCGACCUUGACCGCACUCCCUACACACCCACCACAUCCAACACAUCCACCGUGCACACCCCCACCCUCGCUCCAUCCGUCCGCGACACCACCACCAACACCACCGCCUCCUCUGUAGCUGACACUGACACUGCCGACUUCUCAUGCCCACACUGUCCACGCACAUUCACCUCACGCAUCGGCCUGGUCGGUCACUUGCGAAUCCAUCGCACAGAGACUUGCGAACCAGUGCCUGGAGCACCCACCUACACCCACCAAGCUCGUCUCAACUGUCCACACUGCCCUCGCACUUCAAGCAUCGCAUGGGUCUAUUCGGCCACAUGCGCAUCCACGACUACCUGCGGUAGACAACCGCCGGUCACACCACACAUUCACUCACUCCCUACGUCCUCCACCACCACCAUCACCCCACCAGAAAUCAACACUCACACACCUCAUGCACCCAACUGCCACCUCCCACGCAAGUGGGAAGUCCGCAUCUCGACUCGGUCCCCGUGCGGCUUCGGCUGCACGGGUGACUUGAGUCCGAGACUAUCCCGACACGUCAAGCGUCGUGGAUAG
Molecule: messenger RNA, 1632 nt
Organism: Spirometra erinaceieuropaei
Lineage: Eukaryota; Metazoa; Platyhelminthes; Cestoda; Diphyllobothriidea; Diphyllobothriidae
Source: the annotation of a GenBank genome assembly